CUAAGACAUAACCCCCUGUUAGCAUGGCGGAAUCGUUCUUGUAUUUCGGAUUUGCAAGUAAUUUGCUCAAAGAACGUAUAGGCGUACGCUGUCCAGAGGCAAAGUUUCGCACCAUUGCCACUUUAAAGGAUUACAAAGUCGUGUUUAGAAAUCCAUCUACCCCAAACCAUGAGGGUAUUUGGCAUGGCGCCACUGCCACUAUAGUGCCCUCUACUGGUGGUAUUGUCUGGGGUGCGGUUUGGGAGAUUGGCAAUGAAUAUUUAGACGCAUUGAACAGGGAAGAUUUCGUGGACAAGGGAGUUUUCAGGAACUUUGAAGUAACCGUUAUGACGCCAGAUAAUAAACCACUAAAAUGCUGCUGCUUUCAGAUGUGUGACCCGCUCCCCGAACCUGGCUUUCCGUCACCCCAUUAUCUCAGUGUGAUCGUUGAUGGCGCUAUUCAAAGAGGAUUGCCCGAAGAUUACAUCGCCGCGCUCAAAGCAACUCCAGAUAAUGGCUAUCAAGGAAAAGUUAAUGUCAUGGAUGAUAUUGUGAAAAAUAAGACUAAAUAAUUCUGAUUUCACUGUUGUGUUUUGUUUAUUAUAAGUAAUUUCUUUUACUGUCACA
Saccoglossus kowalevskii is the source of this 606-nucleotide messenger RNA. RefSeq names its product gamma-glutamylcyclotransferase-like. Lineage: Eukaryota; Metazoa; Hemichordata; Enteropneusta; Harrimaniidae. Gene Ontology annotation, molecular function: gamma-glutamylcyclotransferase activity. The record is from RefSeq and is a predicted model, not a curated record.